AUGGCACGAAAAUCUCUUGUCGGAGCGCUGCUCGCCAGUCUCCAUGUAAUCAACGCGCAACUCACAUCCACUCUAUUCGAACAUGCCACAGUAAUAAUCUUCAACGAGGAAACCCAAAGCAACGAGAUCCUCCACGGCACGUCUGUCCUCAUCCAAGGAGAUACAAUCGCCGCCAUCUUUCCGUCCUCAAAUGAUCUGUCCUCCCCCGUAAUUCCACCCGACACUGAAAUCGUCCCGGCCAAGAACACAAUCAUAUCUCCGGGCUUCAUCGACACUCAUCGGCACACAUGGCAGACAACAUACCGCACCCUCGCAUCCAACACGACCCUCGCAGAGUACUUUGUGCGCUGGAGUCCGGGGACCAAGGCCACUGAGCUGUUUGAGCCGGAGGACAUCUACCUCUCGUCGCUGAUGGGACUGUAUGAAGCGCUCGACGCGGGAGUGACGUCCUUAAUUGACCACGCGCACGGCAUCAAAUCCCGAGAAGACGCCGAGGCCAACCUCAAAGCUACCGUCAACAGCGGCGCCCGCGUGUGGUUUGGAUAUAACCUCGACCCGUGGUCCGGCAUGUCUCUUCAGGACAGAGCGGCGCACUGGCUUGACAUCUUGCGCGACGAUACAAAGACGAACGACCUCGUCAAGUUGAGCGUUUCCUUUGACUAUUGGAACAUGGCUGGAAACGAAGAUCUGCAAACAGCACUCGACCUAAUCAAAAACAACGAUAUCCCACUUCUCACAACCCACUUGGUCGGCGGACCCUAUGGCGCUCCAAACGGACCGUCUCUUUUGCUAUCCCACGACCUCCUCAACCGCUCCUUUCCCAUCGUCCUCUCGCACGCCACUUACAUCACGCCGCUCGAGCACCAGUUGCUUCGGAAACACAACCACUACGUCUCCAUCACCCCCGAAUCGGAGAUGCACUUUGGGCACACCAACGUCGAAAGCGAUUUGCUCAUGGAUCAAGCUUCCCUGGGCGUCGACACGCACGCGACCUUCUCCGGCGACAUCAUCACGCAAGCGAGACUAUGGCUGCAGAGCGUGCGACACAGGUCGUACAGAAAGCUGCUGGACCAGUGGAAACUCCCAAGCCACAAUCCCAUGUCGGUAAACCAGGCCUUUCACCUCGCUACGAGAGCAGGCGCGCUGGCGUUGCGAAGGGACGAUCUCGGCGUUAUCCGCGUCGGCGCCAAGGCCGACUUGGUGGUGUUUGACGGGCGGUCGACGAACAUGGUCGGCUGGAGGGACCCCAUCGCGGCCAUCAUCCUGCAUUCUCACGUAAGUGAUGUGAAGCAUGUAAUGGUCGGCGGCAAGUUCGUCAAAAGGGACGGGAAGCUGGCGGCAAAAGAUCUGGACGAGGUGACUGAAAAGUUUGCCGAGUCGGCGAAGAAGAUACAAGACCAGGCUGUCGAAUUUGAGUUUGACAUUGACAAGACUUUCCUCGCUUACAACGGGCUUCCACUGAAAGCCCCGGACCAGGUUGAUGCGACGAGGGGCUAUGGGACGGGAUACUGA
This is a messenger RNA of Colletotrichum truncatum, 1512 nucleotides long. NCBI's taxonomy places the organism in Eukaryota, Fungi, Ascomycota, Sordariomycetes, Glomerellales, Glomerellaceae. The record is from RefSeq and is a predicted model, not a curated record.